AUGACAGCAGCCACAGAAGCAGAGGAAGCAGCAGUAGAAAAAGAGGCAACAGAAGCAAUUGCGUCAGAAGAAGAGGAAUCAGCCAAAGAAGCAGAAGAAGCAGCAGAAAAAGCAGAAAAAGAACAGACCCUGAGGAAGAAGCAUGCCGAGCAGAUGACGAUGCCCCAGGGAACGACUACCAAAUCAACGGUUAGUUUGAGGGUAAAGCCUAGGAGGCAGCCUGUCUUCCGGAAGUAUGGACGCGCCACGUUUGCGGUAGGAGGAACUGGAACGCGUGCAGGUGUCUGCCUUAUUAGUCAGCCUGUGCUGCUUUAA
Molecule: messenger RNA, 315 nt
Organism: Dibothriocephalus latus
Lineage: Eukaryota; Metazoa; Platyhelminthes; Cestoda; Diphyllobothriidea; Diphyllobothriidae
Source: the annotation of a GenBank genome assembly